CAUGGAUCAUGUAAAAAAGAAAUUAUUAACGCAAUCGACGCCGUUUAUUAUGUCUCAUUUGACGCCCAAUAACGAAAUGAUUGAAGCUCUCAGAAAGGAAGCCGUUCUUACCCACGAAGAAUCCAAUCAAAUUAUUCAAGACGAUACUACAGCCGGAAAAUGCAUACUACUCAUUUGCUUCAUUCGUAAAAAGGACAACAGAAGCUGGACGAAAUUCAUAACAAUUCUCGAACAAUACGGAGCAAGUACCGUCUCUUCCAUGCUAAGAAGUAAAUCAACAGCAUCGGAGGUCGUCCUACCCGAUAAACGAACUUUAUCCUACCUGGAAACCUGUUUAAACAACAUAUCGGUUCCCCAUAAAAUAGUUAAGGAAGUUGCUACCAAAGUUGUAUUGAAAGAAGUCUAUCACGACGACGUUUCCACCUUACAAGAAAAAAUAUUAAAUCUUCAGCGGAGUCUACGAGCAGCUUCUCUUGUCAACCCCUCUCCUGCCCAUCCUACUCUACCCCCAAUAUCGAGGCCGGACUCUGAAGAACGUUCAAUGUCGGUCUCGUCGGAAGAGAGCUUCGGCGAGUUGCACGCUCUCAUCAAACAAAAAGAGGACGCCAUCAAGAAGAAGGACAAAGAAUACGAGAGAUUGAAAAACAUUAUGAAUGACAUUCAACAAGAGUACGACACUUUAAUGAAUGUAAAUCAAGAGUAUUUGAACAUUAUUACCAAUCUUCAAGCAAUUCACGAUGGCAAAACUCCGAGGAGUGUUGCUGCCGAACGAGAUGCUGCAAUUUUAGACAUGAAGUCUGCCCUUUUUGAAGCUCAGGAAAAGAUUGAAUCUCUUCGCACGGAAGUGCAGGAAUUAGACGUUAAAGCCAAAGAUGCUCAGAGCGCUUUCAAUCACCUCCAAAAAAAAGAACUAAAAUACAGAGAAAUGUUGGGCUUGCCUCCCGAUUCCGACAAUGAAAGUGUCGAGAGACGAAUUCAAGAAUUACUGCAAAACGGAACCAUGCAGAAAAGCGAUCUGGACAAGCUCAAACAAGAACUAAACAAAGUUAAGGAAAGUAGACUGGCCGCUGAAGAGAAACUAAAUGCCAUCGUUCGAGAAAAGGAACAUAUUGAAUUCUAUAUGAGGCAACAAGAGAUGACGAUGAGAAGGAUGAAGAGACAAACUGUUGCUAAACCAACACUUGUUGCGGCCGAGUCGACUGUUGUCCAAGCAAAAAUUGCGGGUGCCCUUAGACUGCCUUCAAUCGAACCGUCGUGUAGGCCAACAACAGGAAAACAUCAACAAAAGUUAAACUAUUGUAUAUUUUGUCGAACUGAGUUUGACAACAGUAAAGCGACGACCUGCAGAGUUCAUUAUAGAGCGCUGGUGAAAGGUCAUUGGAUGUGUUGCAAAGACGAAUGCCAUCGAGGAGCUGGUUGCCUACAAUUGCCACAUAUGUAUAUUGAAAUAACAGCCGAUAGAAAGGUGUUUUUGACGGACGGAGCCAGAUAUGCACAGCUUCUGUAA
This is a messenger RNA of Dimorphilus gyrociliatus, 1507 nucleotides long. The record is from the annotation of a GenBank genome assembly. Lineage: Eukaryota; Metazoa; Annelida; Polychaeta; Dinophilidae.